CAAGGAGAUGAAGUUACAGGAUGAAGGUUUCAAUUCAUCAUGCAUAUAGCUGUCAGGCUCAGACAGCGAUGAUCUCAGCAUUUAAAGGUUUGGAAUUAUAGAGGAAGGAAUUGUCCAUUCAGCUUAGCAAAGUCGUUAGCGGUGUGUAAAUAACAUUUCCAGGAGAGUAAAUACCAUCUUUUCCUCUUUGGUCACAGGUAAAGAUAAUCAUUGUUGGCUUCAGUCACAAGUUACAGCAUAAACAUAAAGUCAGUACAAAAGGUAAAAUACAAUUACAUCCUACUAGGAGAUGCAGUCUAGACUUGUAUAAUGAGCAGUGUUUUUUUCUGUCACGUCUAUUGAUUUCUGAUUGAACUUCUUCUUUUUGCGUUAUCACACAGAAAGAUGCAGGCAUCAUGCGUAUACUGUGUAUGAGUCAGCCAAUAGUUUAUGUAGUCUAGUUAGUCCCCAUGUCACAGAAAAACUGAGAGAUCUAAGUGCCAAUGUAACCGCCACAUUGCUCUUAAAGGCCUAAAGGUGAGGCUUAUUUGCUUGCUAAAGUUUCAGUGCAACUAAAAGAUUAUAUAUAAGUGAGAGACAUGGAUCAAUAAUAAACAAACUAUGUAAAACAAUAAAAAACAGAUUGAUGUACCUGGAAUCUUUGAAUAGCUGACGUGGAAUGUGGUAAAAGCAAAGCCCCAAAACAGCAGGUGCUUCAUCUUGCUGAUUGUCUUUGUGCUGUCUUUCCUGAACCGAAUGAGUGAAGGUUGUAAACUACAGUGAAGUGGGUUGUCAUUACUGACCUUUAGACUGACACAUCCAUAAUGGUGACACCUUCAACCGAAACAACUGCUAACAGGGGGAUAGACGUCUUCUUCUUUUUUAUCCUUUAUGGCAGGGAAGAAGUCGCAAAUUCUUAUAUUAUAGUAGAUAUUUAUUCCACAUACAGUGCUCAUUGUGCAGUAGCAUAUCAUAAUGCUGUUACUGUUGAGUGUUAUGUUUGAAACAUCUGCAUAUUUGUUUAUUAAUGGCUUUAAAUAUAUUGCCAGAAAGUGCACAUAUUCCCAAGCCUCUUUCAGGGAAUAUUAUGUUAUACAUGAUACUGCAAUAGCAGCAACAUAUACAAUAAUGGAUAGGUUAGUGUACUGCAGUUAUGUUGUAGAUAGGUUAUUUCAUUGUUUUGGAGCUCAUGCUGAGACAUAUAAUUCAAAAGUGAGAUUAACUGAAUCCCAAAUACAACUUAACCUUUUAGAGAGGGAUUGAAUGGAGAGAAUUUUUAGUCUAGUCAAAUCCCACCUGGCACAGAGCUACGUCAGAGAGUUGCUCCAUCUCCAUCUCUCACUGUCAUCUUUAAGGUGUAACAAUCCUCAUCUAGAAUUUGUAAAUAGGACUGUGAUGGAUGCAUAGAUAGAUAGAUAGAUGUUUAUACCUUUCAGAAGGUGCACAAAGGAGAAGACAAGCAUUUAGUGCAUUUUUUGUAAUGUAACCUGCAUGUCUCCAGGCAAUGGAUCACUGCAUUUCAGUGUCACGUGUUUUGACUUUUUUAAUCAAAAAUGGUGACCUCACAGUUUAUUGAUGCAGUUUUUGAUAGUGACAAAACAUAUGUCACUCAGUCAAGCAAACAAAAGUUGCAGCACCUUUCUAAACCAGCGCUAAGCUUCACAAUAAAAGAGAACAAAACAAGCAAUAAAAACACCUGCACAUGUGCGCGCCGCAUGUCACAGGUCUGAGUCCUUAAUGAGUGGCUUCUCUUGGACGCGGUCGCCGCUGUGGAGCUGCUGCUCUUCGGUGACCAAAUGACUCUGGAAGCAGCUUUUGUUGUUGCUCUGACGUCAGUGCGAGCUACAAUGAAACCGCCAACAUGAGUAUAAAAGCCGGUUUGGAAGCUGGAACUCUGGCGCCCCAGACUCCUGUACGCAGCGGGUGGACAUCAGAGCCGAGGGGAUCAACAUGCACUUUCUGAGCUUCAGAGCCACCACAUUACUACAGCUGACAUUCCUCACUGUAUACGGUGCCAAGUGGACAUAUAUUGGGCCAGAUGGACAGCACCAUUGGUCCAAGCAGUAUCCAUACUGUGGUGCAGCGUUCCAGUCUCCAGUUGACUUCAUGCCAGAGCUUCUAAGGUUCAACUCAACUUUACGUCCCAUUGAGGUUCACAACUACAACCUGUCACCCAGUGAGCAGCUCACCCUUAGAAACAGUGGACAUUCUAUACAAAUGUCCUUGCCCCCCAAAAUGUACAUCUCCAGCCUGCCUUAUCGCUACACUGCUGCUCAGCUUCAUUUCCACUGGGGCACUUCCAUCACACCUGCAGGCUCCGAGCACAUGGUGAACACUAAGCAGUAUGCAGCAGAGAUGCAUGUAGUACACUUCAAUUCAGACAAGUACUCCAACAUGGCCAUGGCGAUAGACAAAUCUGACGGCCUGGCUGUGCUGGGCGUCCUGAUUGAGAUUGGGGAGUUCAAUCCAGCCUUUGAACAAUUUCUAAUGUUCAUCAAUGGUGUCAAAUACAGAAAUCAGAGAGUGCGUGUGCCUGGUUUCAACAUCAGGGCGCUGCUGCCUGCACGUCUGGAUGAGUAUUAUCGCUAUGACGGGUCACUGACGACUCCUCCAUGCUAUCCCAGUGUUCUGUGGACAGUGUUCAGGGAUCAUGUAACAAUAUCUCACAAACAGUUUAUGACUCUGGCAACGUCCCUCUACUCCUCCCAUGCCCAGGACUCAGUCCCUUUGCCUAUGAACGGCAACUUCAGGAAAACGCAGCCUGCCGACAGCCGAGUUAUCCUGGUAUCUUUUAAGGAGGGCAGAGGACUUCAUAGCACUCUUACAUUCACAUCUCCGCAAAUGAGGAAACAAAUUGUUCAGCAGCUGCUAGCUGGUGACCUAGCAGAUCUGGCCGAUGAAGGGCUCUAUCAACUCCUACCAAGUGGCUCAGAGAGGCUCCGUGCCGGCAAGAGGAAAGAACAGGAGAAUCAGCUGAGUGAGACACCGGCCAAGUCUAAACAACAAACGCUGAAUCCAUCUCUGUCAAAGAAGAGCCAGGCCAACCGCACUGUGGGAAAGUCACAGCUGGCUGAAGAUGUGCUGUGCUACAUCUCGCUGCAGCAGAGAGUGUCCAAGCAGCUCAAACAGCCCCACACUGAGAGCCAGCUGGUUCACGCUCUCAGAGAUGCAGUUUUCCCUCAGAGCCCAGGACAGAAUAGGCAGAGAGUGUCCAAGCAGCUCAAACAGCCCCACACUGAGAGCCAGCUGGUUCACGCUCUCAGAGAUGCAGUUUUCCCUGAGCUCAACCUCAAAAGCUACCUGGACUGCAAAUCAGAUUUAGCCAUCCCCACUAUCAGACAUAUUCUCCAUGAACGGCCGACAGAAGAGGAUUUAGAGUUGGAUCACUCUCUGACAAAAGCCUUGAUGAAUGGGAAGAAGACUUCCACAGCGAUCAAGAAACGUGUGCCAGCGACUAACCAUGGCGGUGUCUCCCCUGUUACUGUUCCCAGGAAACCACCAAACCUGGGUUAUCCACAUCCUUGGCUUUUGCCAAUGGAGUGGGAAGACUAG
Messenger RNA from Monopterus albus (swamp eel), 3531 nucleotides. RefSeq names its product carbonic anhydrase XII (gene ca12). Gene Ontology annotation, molecular function: carbonate dehydratase activity; zinc ion binding. The transcript is spliced from 10 exons. Gene Ontology annotation, cellular component: plasma membrane. NCBI's taxonomy places the organism in Eukaryota, Metazoa, Chordata, Actinopteri, Synbranchiformes, Synbranchidae. Bases 1930 to 3531 code for a protein of 533 amino acids. The record is from RefSeq and is a predicted model, not a curated record.